Hyla sarda is the source of this 4104-nucleotide messenger RNA. RefSeq names its product general transcription factor IIi (gene GTF2I). The transcript has 35 exons. Gene Ontology annotation, cellular component: nucleus. Gene Ontology annotation, molecular function: DNA-binding transcription factor activity. Lineage: Eukaryota; Metazoa; Chordata; Amphibia; Anura; Hylidae. The record is from RefSeq and is a predicted model, not a curated record. The coding region runs from base 903 to 3683 and encodes 926 amino acids.
AAAGCAGCAGCCGCUGCAGGAAUAUAGAAUGUGGAAGGGCUGUGUAUGUGAGGAGAUACUACGCCUCCCACUGUACACGACGAGGUUACAGAGACUGCAGCGGAGUACACUAGCAGGACAGCCAUGUUCCACAUAGCUACGAGACAGCUGCAGCUCCAAUAGCUUUGUUCUUCAGUACAGCACGUCGCGUCGCUACAACAGGAUGCUGGGAUACGUAGUCCCUCAAUCAUUAUCACGCUCAUCAGUUACUGUGUUUAAGAACCACAACUCCCAAGGUGCAGCGCGGGAAAUGAGCAUGCGUGUUUCCUUCUAGCUGGACACUAAACUAGCAAAGGAGAAUAAAAAAAGAAUGAAACAAUUUAGGAGGUCUGUGUGUCGAGAACGGUUCGGGCCGUGAGAGAGAACCCUUGGGCAGCCGUAUAUACAUGGUACAGGGCACGGUGAGUGGCGCCACAGCAGAUUCCUCACACGCGAAGCAUCUGCUGCAAAGUUAAGAGGAGUAGAUCUGAGCAUGAUAUAGAGCUGACAGGUUCCCUGUAAAAAAUUAAAGAAAAGCAUUACUACCUACCCCUUAGGUGGGACAAGAAAAUGGAGAUUGUUGAGAACCUGGUAAGCAAUGAAAUGUUAGUGGUGGAUAAUUUUGAGUAAUCUUGGCUUAUAAAAAAAAGACCACAUAUCAUUCAGAACAUAAACCUGUCCAGCUGCAGCAUCUCCUUUGUUCCAGCUGAAGUACAGGCUGGGAAGUCGAGUAAGUGAGGGUGGGACUAGUACUCCUCUGUGCUCACUCCUAUCCUGUCUAUCAGAAUCCUGUCUGAAAACAAAGGGGGUUACCGUGCAGCCUGCAGUGAUUGGAUGAAGAGACCCAGAACAGCAGACUCAGGGAGGAAGUAAAUGCAUGGAAAAUGGCUAACUUUACAUCACCCAUAUCGUCAGGGUACAAUGAAACGAUGGAAAGCAAGGAGGCAGUAAGACAUUUCAUCUCAUCCCUGGAGUCAAUGUGCAAACAGUUUGCCAGGGUAAAGGCAGAAGUAGCAUGCAUCGCUGUAUACGAUUCAGAAGCCUUGAUAGUUGGCAGCAGGAAAGGAAAAGCUUUCUUUGAUUCCAGAAAGGAUCUCCAGCAAGAUUUCAUACAGUAUUGCAAUUUGGAUGAAAACUGUACUUCAAAACCUGUAAUGAAGACAUUUAGAUUAGCAGCAAACUGUACAGAGAUUGAAUACUUCCAAAAAUGUGUUGAAGAUCUGUUCUGUCUUUGCUAUGGUAAAGCUUUAGGAAAAUUAACUCCAGUACCAGUUCCCUAUGAUGAGAUUGCUAAAGACCCCACUGCUGUCAUGGUCUGUGGUCUACCAAAUGAUGUAGCAGUUAAAAAUCCAUCAAACUAUGAUAUUCACACUAUACGGCAAAUCUUAGAAAAUAGGUCCAGCAUAUCUUUUACUAUAAAAAGGCCCUUUUUUGAUUACAAAGGCUCAAGAGAUGAUGGUGAAACUGCUGACACCCAAGGCUAUUUGUCUGAAAGCUAUUAUCCAGUCCGAGUGAAAGCAGAACCAAGUGAUGACUCUGUAGAAAAUUCAUCUGGUCCAGCAACAGUGACCAUAAAACGUGAGGCUGAUGACAAGGAUUACUAUCAGUUCAAAUACCAAGGACAUGCUUAUGGAGAAGAGCCUAAUAAAGAAACAGCGGUGGAUCACUGUGGAGAGAAGGAGUAUAUACCACCUCACAAGAAACAAAAGAAUACGGAAAUUAAACCAGUCAUUAACCAACCUGUACAAUGCAAGAAGAAAACAAGAGAGUUCAAUUUUGAAAAAUGGAAUGCAAGGAUUACCGGACUAAGAAAACAAGUGGAAGAAUUGUUUGAAAAAAAGUAUGCUGAGGCAAUAAACGUGAGUGGUCCUGCAUCCAUUCCAUAUAACCUUUUCCAGUCUAAUUCAGAAGAUCUUUAUGUCGAAGGGCUGCCUGAGGGAAUCCCAUUUAGGAGACCUUCAACUUAUGGAAUUCCACGGCUGGAAAGAAUAUUGCUGGCAAGAGAAAGGCUCCGAUAUGUCAUCAAAAAACCAGAACUUCUGAAUACUACAAGAGAAGCCAUAACUGUUGAAAAAACAGCUGUGGGAGUAAAAGAAGAGUGGUAUGGAAGGAUUACGAAUUUAAGAAAAAUUGUCGAUCAGCUGUAUAGUAAAAAGUUUGCUGAAGCUUUGGGAAAGACAGAGCCGAUGCCUGUACCUUACCAAAAGUUUGAAGCUAAUCCCCUUGAUAUAUAUGUCGAGGGACUGCCUGAUAAUAUCCCCUUUAGAAGUCCAUCCUGGUAUGGGAUCCCUAGACUGGAAAAGAUUAUUCAACUUGGCAACCGGAUCAAAUUUGUAAUAAAAAAACCAGAGCUUCUCACACAGACAACCUCAGAAUCCAUCCAAAACAGAACAAAUGCAGGAGCAAAAGAAGACUGGAAUGUUAGAAUUACUAAGUUAAGGAAACAAGUUGAAGAAAUCUUUAACACAAAAUUUGCACAAGCGUUGGGACUCUCAGAAGAAGUAAAAGUCCCUUAUCCAGUGUUUGAAUCUAAUCCUGAGUUUCUCUAUGUGGAGGGAUUACCAGAAGGAAUUCCAUUUCGGAGCCCCACAUGGUUUGGAAUCCCUCGGCUAGAGAGGAUCGUAAGAGGAAGUGCUAAAAUCAAUUUUGUUGUUAAGAAUCCGCAGCUUGUAGCACCACAUCUGCCCCCUUUGCUUGCCAAUAAGAUAAAUGUAAAAGCAGUUCAGAAUUUUGAACAAAGUCCGGGAAAGCUUUCUGCAGAUGAUGAUAAAUCCAAAAAUGUAGUCUGCUGUACUCCACAAGCCAAUGGCUCCACAACGAUCCCUAAAUCACGGGGAAGAGAGUUCUCCUUUGAGGUCUGGAAUGCUAAAAUUACUGAUCUAAAACAAAAAGUUGAAGCACUGUUUGAUGAGAAAUGUGGGGAGGCCCUAGGCAUGAAAGAGCCAUUUAAGGUGCCAUUUGCGUUGUUUGAAUCCUACCCAGAAGACUUCUACGUUGAAGGCCUUCCUGAAGGAGUUCCAUUUCGCAGACCCUCUACUUUUGGCAUUCCUAGGCUGGAGAAAAUUCUCAGAAACCGAGCAAAGAUUAAGUUUAUUAUUAAAAAACCGGAAUUGUUUGAGGCUGCCACCAAAGAAACAACUUUGCAGUACCCACAAAAAAUAAUACAGGCACAUAAUAAAUUGAUCAGUGCAGCUGGAGUUGAGGACCUCAAUAUCAUUCAAGUAACUGUACCAGGUGCAGACCCUGAGAAAACAAUUAAAGUAGACAAAGCUCGGCAGCUGAGGGAACAGGUUAAUGAAUUGUUCAGUCGGAAAUAUGGAGAAGCAAUUGGUAUGAACUUCCCAGUGAAAGUCCCCUACAGGAAAAUAACUGCCAACCCAGGAUGUGUUGUAGUGGAUGGAAUGCCACCAGGGGUUUUGUUCAAAGCCCCCAGUUAUCUAGAAAUAAGUUCAAUGCGCAGAAUUCUGGAUGCAGCACAGUUUAUAAAAUUCACAGUAAUAAGGCCUUUUCCUGGGCUAGUGCUUAACAACCAAGUUACAGAUGAAAGUGAGUCUGGACAACAUACAGAACCCGCUAUAUGUGACAAGAUUUGUAAAGUAGAACCAGCAGCAGAAGACCUAAAAGAUGAAUGUAACAUAAAGCAAGAGUCAGAUCCAGCAUGGUAAAUGUUUCUUAGGGAGGUCUUAUUCGUUAACACUUGAUACCAAGAUAUGAGUGAAUGUGGAUUAGAGAAGAUAGACUGUUUACAGAUGUCCUAAAAUGCUCCAUUCAUAAAAUACACUGCAUGUCGUCUGCCUAUAUGAUAAAUCAUCUUCUAUUCAUUAAAUGGGUUUUCUCUUUUAUCCACAUUUAUGAGAUAUCCAUCCUCUGCUAAUUGGAGAACUGGGACCUGCAUUUAUAUACCAUUAGAUGGAAAUGUCUGAUUUGAAGCUAGUAUAAAGCAUUACCAUGAAAGGAGCCGCGUUGUCAUAAUUUGGGAUACAAUCUUUAACAUGAACUGUCUACAUUUUUACUUCCGCCAUUGCGUUUAAAGGUACUUUACUAAAUACCAUCCCAUGUAAUGUAUUAUACUCCAACCAAUAAAUA